Molecule: messenger RNA, 1500 nt
Organism: Carya illinoinensis
Lineage: Eukaryota; Viridiplantae; Streptophyta; Magnoliopsida; Fagales; Juglandaceae
Product: elongation factor Ts, mitochondrial
Exons: 8
Coding region: 111-1247 (378 amino acids)
Biological process (GO): mitochondrial translational elongation
Cellular component (GO): mitochondrial matrix
Molecular function (GO): protein binding; translation elongation factor activity
Source: RefSeq, a predicted model, not a curated record
AGUGUCUGUUACAAGAGCUGGUCGGGUCGAUAUCCUCCAGAGCGCUGUUUUCUCAUUGAUUCUUUAAACAGUUCUCUGUGGGUUUCGCACGUUGUCAAAGGUAGUGUGUUAUGGCUCUCUCCAGCGCAACUAAGCGCUUUCUCGGUUCGAUCCUCCACAACAGGCUACUAAGUUCUAGUUUUACCUACACCGAUUCACGAUGUGACGUCGGCGGCGGCGGCCUCGCGAUCUUUUCCAGGAGCUUCAGCGCCGAAGUAUCUUCUUCUUCCAACCAAAUGAACUUGAUAAAGCAACUGAGGGAGCGAACCAGCGCCCCCAUAAAGGACGUCAAGGCCGCCCUUAUCCAAUGCAAUUGGGACAUUGAGGCGGCGCAGAAGGACUUGAGGAAAAGAGGGAAGGUGUUGGCGUCGAAGAAGUCGGCUCGUACGGCCGCCGAAGGUUUUCUUGCUCUGGCGCAGACUGAGAGCAAGGCUGCUCUUAUUGAGCUUAACUGCGAAACCGAUUUUGUUGCCAGAAAUGAUAUAUUUCAGCACUUGGCUUUGUCAUUGGCUAAGCAGGCUUUGCUGGUUGGAGGUGCUUCUCAGCAGGGUGCGGAGCCCUUCCAAGUUGGACCUGAGAAUCUAGAGGACUUGAAGUUGUAUCUUGAACAUCCGAAGAUUAGUGGAGAAACAACUGUACAAAAUGCAAUAACAGAAGUGGCUGCAAUGAUGGGAGAAAAUGUCAGAUUUAGAAGGGGAUUUGUGAUGUCUACUUCUUUAAAUGGUGUUCUUUCUACCUAUCUCCAUACAAGUCCCCAACCAGGUUUGGGUCGUAUUGCUGGAAUUUUAACUCUUGAAGUAGAGGAUGGGAAUUCUCAACUGGAUGCUCUUCAACGUGUUGGUUCAGAAUUGGCCAUGCAUGUUGUAGCAGCUAAGCCGUUAUUCUUAACAAAGGACCUUGUUUCUUCUGAGGCAUUAGCAAGUGAAAGGGAAAUUCUUAAGUCUCAGGCUGAAACGACUGGGAAGUCUCAGAUGGCCAUAGAUAAAAUGGUAGAAGGCCGAUUACGCAAAUACUUCGAAGAUGUUGUUCUGAUGGAGCAAAAGUUUGUUAUGAAUGAUGCCUUAAAUGUAAAGACAUUGUUAAAUAAUCUUUCCAACGAAGUGGGCUCACCUGUGAAGAUAGGGAGUUUUUUCAGAAUGGAAGUUGGAGAAGGAAUUCAAAGGCUGGAAGAAUCCAGUGCGUCUGAACCUGUGGCUCAGGUUGUUUAAUGUGAGUUGAUGUUGCUCGCUUUUCCAGUGGACUCAUAAAGGUAGAGAUUAAUGUUAAAGACGGGGUCGAGGGCCUUGCUGCGUUCUUAUUUCAUUUGAAAUUUUGACGGUCUUAGUACUUAUCGGAAGGUUAAAUAUGGUCUUAGCAUGUUUUCUUGAGCUUAUGGUUUAGAUUUAGAUAUAAGAUGAGAUGGUUUUAGAUAAAAGAUAAAAGUUGAAUAAAAUAUUAUUAUAAGAUUAUUUUUUAAUAUUA